Molecule: messenger RNA, 2224 nt
Organism: Neoarius graeffei (lesser salmon catfish)
Lineage: Eukaryota; Metazoa; Chordata; Actinopteri; Siluriformes; Ariidae
Gene: edaradd
Product: EDAR-associated death domain
Exons: 6
Coding region: 52-705 (217 amino acids)
Biological process (GO): signal transduction
Molecular function (GO): protein binding
Source: RefSeq, a predicted model, not a curated record
UGCGAGCGCAGAGCGCUGAACCACUCGGUCCCGGAGCUUCUCUCUCUCAGCAUGAGCGGUUUACCGGCGCUGCACGAGCCGCUCGGGCGGAUCGCCUCUGAGCCGGUCGAGGACAUCGAUCCCAGCAGCUUCAUUACAGACACGUCUCGCUCUCUGAAGUCCAACUACCCCGUUCAAGUCACUGAUCCACACGAUAACGUGACUCUACAGCUCAGUUCAGUGCCUCCAGGAUACCUCACACCUCCCAUGGACCGAAUACAGCAGCCUGUUGAAAAUGACGCAAGUGCAUUUAUCUGUCCAAGAUCCAUUGCUGCAGAGUUCACCAAAGAUCUCCAGUGCUUGUCAAGCUCCUGUGAGAAGUGCCUCUGCUCCAUUCCACCUCCCAAAAUCAGUGACCUUCUGGACGAUGAGGAUCUUCUCUACACACUGCGAUUGAAGCUCGACCCUGCGCACUACACUGUCAAGAACUGGAAGAACUUUGCCAGCCGCUGGGGCAUGAGCUACGACGAGCUGAUUAUGCUCGAGCAGCGGACGCAUGGCUCCACCUCCCACAGUCCCACUCAGGAGUUCCUGUUCCGAUACAGCCAGAAACCGGUGACGGAGCUCACCAAGCUCUGCCAGUUCUACCAGCGUAUUGAUGUCCUGCGGCUUCUUCAGCAGUGGGUGGAAAAUGACUGGCCCUCACGUUGGAAGCAAGUACAUUAGCAAAACAAAAAAUACGGACAGCUGAUAAAAGAGGGACACGAGGCUUGUGAGUGGAUGCUGGCAGACUGGUAUGUGGUCCAAACAUGCUGCUGGACUGCUCCUGGAUUCUCAUCUCAUCUCAUCUCAUUAUCUGUAGCUGCUUUAUCCUGUUCUACAGGGUCGCAGGCAAGCUGGAGCCUAUCCCAGCUGACUACGGGCGAAAGGCGGGGUUCACCCUGGACAAGUCGCCAGGUCAUCACAGGGCUGACACAUAGACACAGACAACCAUUCACACUCACAUUCACACCUACGCUCAAUUUAGAGUCACCAGUUAACCUAACCUGCAUGUCUUUGGACUGUGGGGGAAACCGGAGCACCCAGAGGAAACCCACGCGGACACGGGGAGAACAUGCAAACUCCGCACAGAAAGGCCCUCGCCGGCCACGGGGCUCGAACCCAGGACCUUCUUGCUGUGAGGCGACAGCGCUAACCACUACACCACCGUGCCACCCGCUCCUGGAUUCUGAUAUUUUUUAUUUUUGGACUUUCUGGAAUAUCUAUUUUACGCAACCCAAUUUUAUAUUUCUUUUCGAAAGCUUACGAGUUGCAUCAAAUCUGAAAAUGGAUACUGAACUGAUUUAACAGGUUUUAACCAGACAUCGCAGAAAAUUAAACCCUGUGGCCUUCAUGAUGUUUAUCAGUAAAUAACAAUUAAAGGUAAUAAUCAAUGCAUACAGUGUAAAACAUGCCGAAUCAACCUUCUGUUACGUCAACGACACGGAGUAGGAGUUUUUAUGGAUUGAAUCCUGACACCUGAGAAACCCCGAUAGAUACCUGAUGUCUUUGUGCAGUGCAUGCUGGGUAAUGUAGUGAUGGAGCAUUAACUAAUAUAAAUACAACAAAGAUACAAAAUGGAAAAUUCUAUUCAAACAGUAAGGCUGACCUGCAACACUGAGAUACAUAUUUAUAUAUAAAAGGGUUCCUCAGGGGUUCUUUGGAUAGUUAAACCUUCUCGACUGAUCAGGAAGCAAGCUAAUGUCAGGUUCUCCACAAAACAUCAAAGGUUCCUAGAGAUGGACUGGAUUUAUGGAUCUAAAGUAUGUUUGUACAUUACAGGGACAAAUUUAAAUAUCUUUUAGAGUUCUGUGCAGAAUCCUACAUGCAAUACUUUAUAAAAUAGAGGUUCCUGUAAGGUUCUUUGGAAAGUAAAGGCUUCACUUACAGGUCAAGUUCUACUCAGAAGCAGUUUGUUGUUGAGUUCUGCAUUGAACCUCAGAGGGUCUAAAAGAGAUGGACAACAGAAAAACCCUUUCUGGUUCUUCACACUUUAUUGGUCACGUUGCUGUUUUGUACUGAAAAGCCCUGCUGUGUGGGAUAUUUUAUAAUCUUUCAUGUCCACUGAAUAGAAUUAUAGGAUGUGCUUUAAAGUGAGGCCCCAGUUGUCCUCAUGCUGCCUUCUGAAAAUAACUCGCAAUAUUUUCUGUUAAAUGCUCCAAUGUAUCGUGUGCCGGUUAUCAGUAAAUGUCUUGGACAUACCUCA